Messenger RNA from Protopolystoma xenopodis, 277 nucleotides. Lineage: Eukaryota; Metazoa; Platyhelminthes; Monogenea; Polystomatidea; Polystomatidae. The record is from the annotation of a GenBank genome assembly.
AUUUAGCUGGUUAUUUCCUCUUGUCGGGCACGUCGGGGUAGGAGAUUCACAAGGAAAUAUUUUUGACUUUGCAGGCCCUUUCCUUGUCUCCGAAAAUGAUAUGGCCUUUGGAUGGCCUACUUUGUUUGUUCAACUUGAUAGUGGCUUAAUUGAUCGACAAGUCACUUGGGACCAUGCGGUAUAUGCAUCAAAUGAAGCUUAUAAGAAGCGCAUGCCGCUUGCUAAUGCUGUAAUGUUUUGUCGUCCGUAUAUAAUGGAAAUGAUCUCAAUUAUCUGA